Molecule: messenger RNA, 2745 nt
Organism: Colletotrichum lupini
Lineage: Eukaryota; Fungi; Ascomycota; Sordariomycetes; Glomerellales; Glomerellaceae
Exons: 19
Coding region: 1-2745 (914 amino acids)
Source: RefSeq, a predicted model, not a curated record
AUGUCUAUUGCUCACCGCCGUGGACGCGAGUCGAAUCCCAAGGACAAGGCUGCGCUUGCGCGGCGCUACCUUACAUUAGCUACACCCAAGACAAAGCGAAAUCAUGCUGCGGAUGGUCGUGCGUGGCCCUUCUUCCUCUCCGGGAGGAACAGCAACGAAGGAAAGAAUGCCGAAUCCCUUGGGUACCUAGCUGCUUUUCCAGGUUCACCCGGUCAAGAAACUCUCUUCUUGACUUCUCUCGGCCCUGGAAGCCUGAAAGGAACCCGGAAAUUCAGUCUCGAGGCCAUGAUGAAUGAUGAUACGGCACCUUUUACAGCAGGUGGCCGUGGAUCUCAGGCAGAUCAGCGGAGGGCACGCUCCCAAACGGGCGCUGACGGCGACGUUACGAUACGUCAUCCGUUCAUCUCCUCCGGCUUUCUAAUCGAAUGGAAGCCAGAAGGUGAUCCCAAAGGAUACGCUACGGCUUCAGAUACGUUCCACAGGCGCGAGGCCGUGUGUUUCAUGUCUCUUGCAAUUGCAAUCUUCGAUGCUGAUCGCGAUAAUGUCUCUCCCAGUGAACCUCAAUGUCGUGAACACCCGAUUUUUGGACCCGUCCCUGCCGGCGAGGCACGCAGCCACGUAGCCAAUGACACGUCGCCAUCCAACUCUGAUAUCUCGGAGGCGGCCCUGGACGCACACCUACACCGACGGGAGGGGAGGAGGUGGGGACGAAUUGACAGCCAAUCGGCCGGCGAAGAUCACCGAUCAAGUGGUUCCUGGUCGUUGCUGGUGUGGCUGAUCAGCAGCGCAGGCGCUCCUGCGAUGACCACUGAUCGCCUUGGAACACUCCUUGAUUUUUUGCCCACCGCUUCGAAUCCCAGUUACGCAUUUGUGCUCGAGUUGCUUGAUCCUGGAAUGUUUUUUUGCAACUUGUUCUGCGGAGUCUUUUCUGCAGAAACGCGAUGUCGGACCGAGACAGGGGCACCACCAUCAUCCGUCCUUUCAACACCCAUUCAACCCACCUUCCACAUCUUUCUCCCUUGCCUCGGAAAGAUAGACGCUGCUGACGAACCCGAUACCAGUGCAAAACGCUGCAAAACGCUGCCGCCUAGCGUGAACGGAACUGCUGAGUGGCUGACGAACCUCAAGAUUACAUCCGCUGUACUGCGGAAGCGAAUGCAAGUCUUCUGGUCUGAUGUGAUGGUACCUGAGAUGGAGCUUGGGAGACUAAGCCGCGAACGGUCGGCCAUCUUCAUCCAUUGGAACAGACGAGAUUUCCCCUCCUUCUCUUUUGCCAGCCGCCGUUCGCAUGCGUGGGUGAACCGAGAUGGCCAGCAGGAUAAGUUCAUCAAACACUCUCUCUAUUUCUUUGCGUUUCUUGCAAGCGCCGCUGCCAACUGUCAUCGCAUAUCCCGCAUGCAAUGGUCUUCACCCGCAAUGAGUCUCGCAUGCCGACUGACAGCUCACCAGUUUCACCUGCCCUGCUCCUUCAUCCUGACCUGCUAUUGUUGGCAAUCCGGUCCCGUCGGGACUCUCUUGUUUCCAAACACCGUUCGGCCUUCGGUAGGGUUUCCCCCACGCCCACCGGGCUACACUACCUACAGCAUCCGACGCCAUCCGGUCUUGACCCCUCACUUCCAGCUGAUCAAGCAGCUUCUUCCCCCAGGAAAAAAGGGUGCACUUCCUCAUUACCAUCCCUGGCAAGAAUCUUGGUUAGCUCCGAACCACAAAGUCCACAACCCACCAACGGGGGGGGGAUCCAUCAUCCUAGCAAGUUCGCAGCUUGCUCAGCUGAUGUCUUUCCCCUCAUCCUCCCAUCGUGAUGCACCUCCCAAGAACCUCACCAACUUCCAUCUCGAUCUCCCAGUCGCGUCGAGAUUCAGGGAGCGGCCUCGCCCUUCAUUCACAUCACGAUCUCGUAAUUUUGCUGUCCUUUGGAUGAACCGGUCUAAUGGUGGUGGUGGUGUCCGAGUCUCCAAGAAAGCCCAAGAAGCAAUCCGCAAUCAUCUAUUGGAGGUUUACCGCCUGAGCCAAGUCCACCAGACCCGGAGACCGACUCACCUGCCCACGGCUCACUCCCUCCACGCAUCGUCUCGUGAUGAUGCCCAAGAAUACAAGAUCGUUCGGCUUUCUCUCCCAAGGCUGCGCGGCACACACCACGCUACCGUGAUACGGUCCAGAGUACAGCCUUGCGCGUUUCUGCGCCACAAAGAACUUCCAUUCGCUUCAGCCAACGGCAUCCCGUAUCAACGAGGGGCUUUCGAUCCCAAGAAUACAGUCAGGCUAUUCGGUGACUCGACCAGACUAACUGAUGACUCUAUCAGAAGCUACAUGAUGACAGACAGGGUUACUUUCUUACUAUUAUUACCAAAAAAACACGGAUACUCGUUCCGCGGGCGCCCGUACGAGAAGCUGCCAGGCCGAAAACUAGCUCGUUCCCACAAACGCUCUCCGCGCACCCGCCGCCCCUGCACACCUCGCGCAGUCAUUCAGCCCUUUGGAAUCCAUCGAGUCCAAAAUGUCGUGCUCUCGUUCCCAUCAGAAAAGUCGACAAAGUGGCCCGCGGACCCCCAUCAGGACCAUCCUGCCGGGCUCAUACUAUGGGGGCGUGGUGGGAACGAAGUGACGGCAUGGCAAUGCCCCGUCGAUCCCGAUCGACAAGGCUUCUUCUUUUUGGUUUCCCUCGACCGCGGUACCAACUCCCGUCUUGAGACGCUGGGCCUCCUGAAUCUUUCUGUGACAUCUCCGCCACUGGCCCUUGAGUGA